AUGUCAGUCGCCUCUAAGAACCUGUUUGCCUACCUCGGCAAUGACGACGAUGGCGAGGAGAAGCCUGUCGUCCCCGUGAAGACUGUGGAUAAGGCUGUCAAGGGUCCUGCUAAGCGCACGCCCGAGAACCCUUCUGCCAAGGGCCCGGGAGCCGCUUCGCGUCGCCCUGGUGCCGGCGGUAACGACGGUGCUUUCCGCGACCGCGAUGCUGGCAGCAACCGUAACCACGGUCGUUCCACCGAGGAGUCUGGCCGUGGUGGUGGCCGUGGCGGUGCCGGUGCCCGUGUCCGUGGUGGCCGUGGCUCGGGUCGUCCCCGUGAGCGUGAUGACCGCCACUCUAGGCACGGUGGUCAGGGCGGUUCCGAGAAGCAGGCCGCUGCCUCGUGGGGCGCCACUGAGGGCGAGGCUGAGCUGAAGGACGAGCAGGCCGGCGAAGCUAUCGCUAAGACCGAGCAGAAGGAGGCCAUUGCUGAGGACGCCGCUCCCGAAGAGCCCGCCGAGCCCGAGGACAAGUCCGUCUCCUACGCCGACUACCUCGCCCAGCAGGCCGAGAAGAAGCUCGGUCUCGGUCUCAACCUCCGCUCCGCCAACGAGGGCAGCAAGGCCGACAAGAAGUGGGCCGACGCCAAGGCUCUCGAGAAGACUGAGGAGGACUACUUUGCCGCCACCAGCGGCAAGAAGCAGCGCCAGCGCGAGCAAAAGGUCAAGCAGACCGUCGACUUUGACCCCCGCUUCGUCGAGCCCGAGCGCACCGGCGGCGGUGCCGGCGGCGAGCGCCGCGGUGGACGCGGUGGUCGUGGCGGCCGUGGAGGCCGUGGCGACCGCUCUGACCGUGGUGGUGAGCGUGGCGCGCGCGGCAACUUCCGUGGUGGACGUGGCGGCCGCGAGGGCCCUGCUCCCAUCAACACCCGCGACGAGUCGGCCUUCCCCAGCCUCGGUGGAAAAUAG
This is a messenger RNA of Emericellopsis cladophorae, 948 nucleotides long. RefSeq lists its product as uncharacterized. The record is from RefSeq and is a predicted model, not a curated record. Gene Ontology annotation, molecular function: RNA binding. Gene Ontology annotation, cellular component: cytoplasm; nucleus. Lineage: Eukaryota; Fungi; Ascomycota; Sordariomycetes; Hypocreales; Bionectriaceae. The coding region runs from base 1 to 948 and encodes 315 amino acids. The transcript has 6 exons.